AUGACCCAUCGUGCCUGCCAGCAGUAUGCGCCUCAUGUGCAUGCAUACGCAGUAUUCAAUUCAGCAGGCACGAUCGUGCGCGACAUCCCGCACGUGGCGGGCAGCAGCCUGCCCAAAAUAUGCAGGAAGGCACGAGUUGCGUUCUUUCUCGUCAAAUCGCACACGGUCACACGGUCACAUCCAGCAGUGCAAAAUGGGAAGGCGCGACAAAAUGAGAAAUCCGACGGCAAAGGAAAAGGCACAAAUUAA
This is a messenger RNA of Sporothrix schenckii 1099-18, 249 nucleotides long. RefSeq lists its product as uncharacterized. The coding region runs from base 1 to 249 and encodes 82 amino acids. The record is from RefSeq and is a predicted model, not a curated record. NCBI's taxonomy places the organism in Eukaryota, Fungi, Ascomycota, Sordariomycetes, Ophiostomatales, Ophiostomataceae. The transcript has a single exon.